Molecule: messenger RNA, 1820 nt
Organism: Effrenium voratum
Lineage: Eukaryota; Dinophyceae; Suessiales; Symbiodiniaceae
Source: the annotation of a GenBank genome assembly
AUGCCGAGCUUGCUGCCCGGCGCCGAAGUGCAGGAGUUGGCGCGCGAGGGCCGUGGCCAAGUGCAGAUAGCAGAGCCGUGCGCGAAGAGCGGCAGUGUGCAGGAGUUGCCAGUGCUCGAGGGCCGUGGCCGAGCGAAGAAAGCCAAGCGGCGCGGGAGCAAGCCGCGCAGGAGGAGCGGCGGAGUGCAGGAGUUGGCAAUGCUCGAGGGCCGUGGCCUGAGGAAGGCAGUCAAGCGGCGCGGAAGCAAGCCGCGCGGGAAGAGCGACAAAGCGCAGGAGUUAGCAGUGCCCCAGGGCCGUGGCCUGAGGAAAGCAGUCAAGCGGCGCAGAAGCAAGCCGCGCGGAAAGAGCGACAAAGUGCAGGAGUUGCCAACGCUCGAGGGCCGUGGCCUCAGGAAGGCAGCCAAGCGGCGCAGAAGCAAGCCGCGCGGGAAGAGCGGCAAAGCGCAGGAGUUGGCAGUGCCCCAGGGCCGUGGCCUGAGGAAAGCAGUCAAGCGGCGCAGAAGCAAGCCGCGCGGAAAGAGCGACAAAGUGCGGGAGUUGCCAACGCUCGAGGGCCGUGGCCUCAGGAAGGCAGCCAAGCGGCGCAGAAGCAAGCCGCGCGGGAAGAGCGGCAAAGCGCAGGAGUUGGCAGUGCCCCAGGGCCGUGGCCAGAGGAAGGCGGCAGAGCCGCGCAGCGGCGAACAAGCCGAGUGGAAACUCCUGCGGUUUUGCAAGCAAGAAGCCGGCGAUGCCCCGGUCCUUUGCAACGAAGAGGUUGCGGAUUGCGACUUGCUGACUCCCGAGGAAGCCGAGAAGGCGUACGGCCUCUUUCUGCGACACUGGGAGAAGUACGGUCUCAGUCGUCUUUGCUGCAAGUGUCGCGUUCUCACUCCGGCCAUGCAUUGCUUUUUCGAUGAGAAAGGCGAGCUCCACUGCAGAUAUUGUAAGGACCGGCCGGAGAGCCGACCCUUGCAACUUCCGGGCCCCCAGCCGCCGGCCUUGAAGAGCUUGAAUUACGUAGAGCAGCGGCUCAUUGCCAUGGCCAGCACGUCCCAGUACAUCGUCAGUUUGCCUUCCGGAGGCGCUUCCGGACAGUGGGGUCGCAUGUACGUGGUCCCGCUAGACGAGCCACGCGUUUGCGACGUGCUGGACAACGUGGAGAUCACCGAGGGCGGGCAGAUUUAUGUGAGCGUGGCUGGCGCAAGGCUCCAAAGCCCGGCAAGCCCGUGCAAACUGCGCGCUGCACUGCUGCACUUGCGCGACAACCACAAGUUAUACAAGACCGCGGAUGUUUCUCGAGCAAUUCAAGCGCUGCAGGUCGCGCUGUCCCAGGGCGCCGAAGCAGAGGCCGGAGCCGAGCCCACAGGCGAGUUGCAAGAGGAACAGUUGGAGUUCGUAACCGCGUGCGCGCCUUCGGCCCCGCCGCCGAAGCGACCUGAGCUUCAGCGAUGCCGCGACUUGGCGCAGCUUCCCCAGUCUCGCCUGCUUGGCGCUGAGCCUCGUUUCGAACAAGACCCGUCCUACGUGCACUUCCUGCUGGAACAGUACUACAAAAGAAAAAUCUCUGCGAACGCAAAUGUCCGCAUCGGGAAGCUGCAGCAGCCGAGCGCGAGUUCCCGCCAAGCUCUGCUGCGAAGCGUCUACACCACCAUGCGGGACAUUCCUGGCACGCAGCCGUACUUGUUUGCGAAGCGAGGGGUCGCGGUCAGCAUGUACGAGCAACUCGGAGCUCCUCACUGGUUCAUGACGUUGACUUGCCACGCGCGCCAGGAGCCGAUCCUGGCCGCCUGCAUUUACGCGAAACUGCUUCGGGACAACGCCGCGCAGGAAAACGGCGG